This is a messenger RNA of Jatropha curcas, 830 nucleotides long. Its product is annotated as NAC domain-containing protein 102. The record is from RefSeq and is a predicted model, not a curated record. Lineage: Eukaryota; Viridiplantae; Streptophyta; Magnoliopsida; Malpighiales; Euphorbiaceae. Gene Ontology annotation, molecular function: DNA binding. Gene Ontology annotation, biological process: system development; regulation of DNA-templated transcription.
UUCCUUGGAGCUGCAGAGCGUAAAGAUAUUUUGCCCUCUCAGCAAACUAAGCCACCUCACGAUUUGCAUAAUUUAUUACUAUUCUUUUAAGUUAUAAUAUAAUGGCAGAGAGAUCUGAACUUCCUUGCGGGUACCGUUUUGUUCCUACAGAUGAAGAACUUGUUAACUUUUAUCUUCGAAGAAAGGUGGAAAAACAACCACUACCUCGUGGCGUUGUAAGAACUCGCGACAUUUACAGUAAAAAUCCAUGGGAGAUCUUCGAUAAGAGUUGCAAUGGUUUCUUUUACGUGUUCACUACGUUGAGAAAGAAGCAGAAUAGCAGAACAAGAUUUGAUAGAACAGCUGGUUCAGGGACUUGGAAGAAUCGUUUUUCGAAAAGCUUUCCUGGUGAUGAUGGCAAAUCUUUUUGGUUCAAGAAAGAUUACGUUUUUGAACUCAAUAAAAAUCAAAGCUCUGCAGAUUCAUCUAUUGAUAAUGGACAUUGGAUUAUGCAAGAGUUUUCUCUCGAGGAUGAAGGGGUAAAGUCAAAUAGUUAUGUCCUCUGUAAAAUUAGCAAUAAAAAUGCAAGAGAUUCACAAAAGGAGAAAAAAGAAAUCGUUGAGCCAAAAAGACACUCGAAUGAAAGAAAAUUUUCAAGUGAUGACAAGGAAGAUCAAAACCCUAAAAGGAUGCGAAUUAACAGCCAUUGCUUAUUCCCUCCAUCAGAUGGAAAUGUAAAGCCUCAAACAUCAAUACCAGAUGCUGAUUCACUUGAAGCAGUACUUGGAAAAUUUUGGGUUCCAAAAGAAGAUAGCAACAAAAUAUUUAACUCAUCCAUGUCAUUAUUUUGA